AUGACGCAAGUAGAAGAACCUCUUGUUGUAACUUCACUACAAACAGCUCUCAGUGAUCAAGCUUUUGCAAUGCACGGUUUAACUCAAUUCUCAGACAUUCAAACUGUCUUGAAAGAAAUGCACGAUAAAAAAGAAAUUCAAGAUGAACAAAGAGUGCAAGAUAAGCAAGAAACACUUACACAAUCACAAUCCAUCGACUCGUCGAUGUCAGGUCAAAACUCGCGUCAAGGUUCUCGUGCUGCCUCAAGAGCUCCGUCACGCUCAUCAUCAAGAGCUGGAUCACGUGCAGUUUCACCAUCUAACACACCAGUUCCAUUAUCACGUACUAACUCUUCUAGUAGAAUGAAGUCUGAUCUUCCAUCUACACCAGAGUCACCUGCUAGCCAAUUAGUUGCAAUGAUUAAACAAGCAGAAGAAGCUGUUGAGGUACCCGUAAGAGGUCGUGAAACAAAGCCAAGACAACCUUCUAAUGCUAGCGAAACAUCACAACUUGAUUUCGAUAAUUUUUUAAAUGAUCUUGACACCUAUUUAGAGGAGGAUGGCGAAGAAGUUGCUGGGGAAGGCUUAAUAAAACCAUCAUCAAAGGAAAACACUGAUUUAAUACAAGACCGCAAGAAAGAAAAGAGAGUAGGUCACAGUAAACAAAAAAGCAGGCAAGAAGAAGAAUUUCAACAAAGUUUAGAUGUUUUUGCAAAAAAUUUUAACAACAUUCUUGCAGAGAUUGAACACGAAGUAGGAGGAAAUGACGAUGCUAAUAUUCUUAACGGCGAGAUCAUGCCUCCAAAUAUGUUGUCAUCACAAUAUAUUGAUCCAAUAAAUCAUCCAAGUGAAGAUCUGGCAGACUUGGAUGAUUUUGCACAACAAUGUCGUCUACUCACUCGAGCACUUAUACUUCCAUUUUUACAUGCAACGCACUCAUUUAUGUCCGAGUCACUCCAAACCACCGAUACAUCACAUACACCUAGGUCGGUGACAAGCACUACACGAAGUUUUAUGAAUCUUAUGUAUUGGACAUUUUUGUUUACGCUUGGAACAUUGGUGCUAGAUGCAUGGUUGUGUGAAGUAGCAGGACAACAAGUAAUCAGAAUGGUUGGCAUGCUAAAGCCAGGACAAGUAUUUCACAACGUUGAUAAAAAUAACAGUAUUGAACAUCAUCAUCAUAAUGCUAUCGAGUUAGAUCAUCAAGAUGGUGAGGCGAAGAUGGUGGAAGACAAUCAACAAGAUAAUAAUGAUAUAUAUGAUCAUGAAAUGGAGGAACACGAGGAAGAAGAUCGAGAUUUAAAUAUACCCGGAUCUUUUCCUUCGGCAUUCAAAUGGACACCACACUCAUCCCAUUUAAAUAAUAAUAAAAAAGACAAUGUUAGAAGAGUAAAAAGUGUAGUAUUACGUCGACCAAAACGUAAUGGAUCAUUUAGCGGUGGAGGUCAUUGGGUGAUUAGAACUCGAACAACGAAAUCUACUUCACUGCCAGAAAGGAUAUGGGUUAGACGUAAUAAACAUUACAAGGAUGGCGGUUCUAACAAAUUUGUUGCCGCAGGAGGGUAUUAA
Molecule: messenger RNA, 1548 nt
Organism: Entrophospora candida
Lineage: Eukaryota; Fungi; Glomeromycota; Glomeromycetes; Entrophosporales; Entrophosporaceae
Source: the annotation of a GenBank genome assembly